GUGUAUCUAUUUCAAUACAUCUUGAUUUAAAGGUCAUUCAUUGUUUAUAUUUUGUUGUUACCUUGAAAUAUCUCCAACAUAUUUAACAUAACAUGAACUAUUUUAUAUCCUUUGUGUAUCUGGUUUUAUGAAAUUUAUUGACAUGAUUUGAUGUAUUCUCUCGAUUAGUAUAAUUAAAAUUUCAAAAUGUUUAAGACAAAGAAAGUACAAAAAGAAAAUCAUAUGUCAUUUUUCGUUGGAGGCACUGCAAUUGGAAUGGCUGCUGGUCUAUUAGCUGGAAGAUUAUUUUCAAAUACAUCAAUUAAAAAAAAUCAAAAAUUUGAACCUGAAAUUCUUAUCAACAAAAAUAUGAAAAAAUAUUCUCAGGAUGAUAAUAUUUAUGAUGUAUAUUUUAAUAAAAAUCAUCGUAAUAUACGUUCUAAAAGUGCUUCUCGAUACAAUGAGAAAAAUCACAUAGAGAAACCAGUGUCACCAAUUUCUUUAAAUAAAUUUGAUGAUAAAUUAAAAAAUGAUAUUAAUAAUAUUAAUUCAAGUUGCAAAUGCAACAAAAAUGAACAUAAAGUCUUUCAUGAUAACAAAAGUCAUACUCCAUAUAAUAUAAGUAUAGAAAAUAACAAUGAAUACAAUGCACUUACUGAUAUUUUUCCAGAAAACACAAAUUAUUUUAAAUUAGAAAAUACUAAACAAGAAUCUUCACAUGCUGUCCAAUCAGAAAAUAAUGUAAGUGUUAAAGAUGAAAAUUGUUUGAAAGCAAUAAAUGUUGAAAAAGAAGCAUCAAAAGCUGCAAAAAUUUAUGAAAGUAUGCAGUUAACAGACAUAUUUAACAGUUUAUCUAUUAAUUUCUGUGAAAACAGUACUAUCUAUAAGAAUCUCCCAAAUAUAACAAAUUCUGGGAGUGGUUCAAAUAUUUCAUCAAGUUACACUGAUAAUGCCAGUAAUAUGGCUACAUAUGAUACUACAUAUUCCGAAAAUGCAGAACAAAGUAACAUUUUUAAUUUUUCUUCUAUUGAAGACUUUUAUGAAACUGACAUAAUCUCGUCUACAAAAUACAAUAAUUUCAAUGAUAUCUAAAAGUUUUUAAAUGUAAUAACUAGAGUGCAGAUUUUUAUGGGUUUUUAAAAAAUUUUUAAAGUACAAAAUUACAAAACAUGAUCAUAAUAUGAAAAAUAUAUAAACUGUCCAAAGUACAAUGUUUUCUAUAAUGCUCGGUAGAUAAAACAAUUGGCCACAGAGAUCCUUUAAUGUGAAAUAUCAAGUUAAGCCAUAUUAAUUCUUUAAAAUUCUUUAAAAAUCCGCAAUCUAGUAAUAACUAUUACAAAGUUAAGU
Messenger RNA from Bombus impatiens (common eastern bumble bee), 1326 nucleotides. RefSeq lists its product as uncharacterized. The record is from RefSeq and is a predicted model, not a curated record. The coding region runs from base 187 to 1071 and encodes 294 amino acids. Lineage: Eukaryota; Metazoa; Arthropoda; Insecta; Hymenoptera; Apidae. The transcript is spliced from 3 exons.